Messenger RNA from Tripterygium wilfordii, 1131 nucleotides. RefSeq lists its product as uncharacterized. The transcript has 6 exons. Bases 225 to 1028 code for a protein of 267 amino acids. The record is from RefSeq and is a predicted model, not a curated record. NCBI's taxonomy places the organism in Eukaryota, Viridiplantae, Streptophyta, Magnoliopsida, Celastrales, Celastraceae. Gene Ontology annotation, molecular function: phosphoprotein phosphatase activity.
GGACUUUUGACUCUGAAGAUUGCCGUCCAAUGGGCAGUAAAAGUGUUUGGAAUCCUAGAAAAAGAAAAAAGACAAAGCUAAUUUUUAAUGCCACUAAUUUAGUCAUGUUAUCCUGUACCUUGAAAACCCAUCAGUCAUACUUUAUUAAAUAACGGAAGUUCCAAAAGGAGGAGACACUCGCAUACAUAAACCAACCAGAAGACCCUUGUUAUGAUCACGAAAACAUGGCAGGUAAAGAGAAGAUAGUUUACCAUGGUGAGAACAGAGACAGUGAAGGAGAUGAUCAUAAUCAUGGUGAAGAAGAGGAAUUGGAACUCCCACUGGAAAAGCUGAGUCUGGGUCCAAAAAAGAAGCUUAUUGUUCUUUCCCUUGGUGGUGUGCUCUGCGAGAGGGUCUGUCGCAGGGACACGUCGAAGAUUCCAAGAAAUCGCAGUCCUGAUGCUUCCUAUGGAAGCAUGUUAGUGUACAAGAGGCCUUAUGUUGAAGAUUUCAUUAAAUUCUGCCUUGAAAAGUUUGAAGUAGGAAUAUGGUCUUCUGCAAGGGAAUGGUAUUUGGAUGAUGCUUUGAAUUGCAUAAUGUCUGGGUUGAGGAGCAAGUUAUUAUUUGCUUGGGACCAAACUUACAGCAACAAUACCGGGUUCUCUACCUUAGAAAACAAGAAUAAGCCAAUAUUCCUGAAGGAAUUGAACAAAAUAUGGGAAAAGAAGAGUCUGUGUAAAGGGAAGUUCUCUUCGUCAAACACUUUGUUGAUCGAUGUCAAUCCAUACAGAGCUCUGCUGAAUCCGCCUCAUACUACAAUCUUUCCAUCUGAAUACAAGGUGAACCAAGCUGGUGAUGAUGCUUUAGGUAGGAAUGGUGCUUUGAGGGUUUACUUGGAUGGACUGGCGAAUGCAGAUAAUGUGCCAUCGUAUGUGAAGGAACACCCUUUCGGGCAGCCUCCAGUCUCUGCUACUCAUCGUGAUUGGGUUUAUUAUUCCAAAAUUAUCCGUUCCCUCGGAAAAGAAACUGUUUCCGGUUCCGGGAGUUGAAUAUGCUAACGCAAAGACUGUUUAACAGACCUAGAUAAUGGUCUCUUCUCUUGUAUUCUUGUGUCGAAUACAAGAAAUAAAUAAAAAUGUCUUUUUUUUACAA